CCGGCUUUCCCUGAGCGGGAGACAAGGUGAGCGUCUACGGCCGGGCCCUUUCCCUCCCCCCGCGGGCCGGGCGCCGCCAGGGCUUAUGUAAAAGGGUCGCGGCUCGCUCCGCCGCGGGGCGCACGCGGAUUCCUGCACAGGUGUGGCGGCUGCCGGCGGGGAUGUGCGAGGAGCAGGCGCGCCGGCCUCCCCCCAGCCCCCGGCGGCGGCUUCGCUUCUCCUUCCUGUUGCUCAUUUAUUCUCCUCAUCUGCAUGUGUGACGGCGGUGUGCGGACUAGGGAAGGACAGAGUGCCCUCUCCCCUGCUGGCCGCGCCGCUCUCGGGUAAUGCGCUGCCUGCGCCUCGCCCCCGCGCUCCUCCGGCCUGGCUGUGGCCAGGCGCGGACGCCGCCGGACCGCUGAGGCUUGAGGGACGGUGAAGCGCUGGCCGGCGUCGGGGCCCUUCCUGGGGGUCGGGCGGGAGCCCGCGGACGGGAGCGAGAUGGAGGCGGCGAGAGGGGGCGCGCAGUAGCCGGCGGAUCCCCAGGUUCGCACCUCCCCCGGCGCCCUGGCGCUCGGCGGGGGCGCGGCGGGCGGGGCCCCCGGGGCUGCCAUGGAGGUGCCUAACGUCAGGGACUUCCAGUGGAAGCGCCUAGCGCCACUGCCCAGCCGGCGGGUCUACUGCUCCCUGCUGGAGACCGGGGGGCAGGUCUAUGCCAUUGGGGGAUGUGAUGACAACGGCGUCCCCAUGGACUGUUUCGAGGUCUACUCCCCUGAGGCCGACCAGUGGACCGCCCUGCCCCCCCUGCCCACAGCCCGGGCCGGGGUGGCCGUCAUCUCCCUGGGCAAGCGGAUCAUGGUGAUCGGGGGUGUGGGCACCAGUCAGCUGCCCCUGAAGGUCGUGGAGAUGUACAACAUUGAUGAGGGCAAGUGGAAGAAGAGGAGCAUGCUGCGCGAGGCCGCCAUGGGCAUUUCCGUCACGGCCAAAGAUUACAGAGUGUACGCGGCAGGCGGGAUGGGCCUGGACCUCCGUCCACACAGCCACCUCCAGCACUAUGACAUGCUCAAGGACAUGUGGGUGUCUCUAGCACCCAUGCCCACCCCGAGAUAUGCUGCCACCUCCUUCCUCCGGGGUUCCAAGAUCUAUGUGCUGGGGGGACGACAGUCCAAGUACGCGGUCAACGCCUUCGAGGUCUUUGACAUCGAGACUCGCUCCUGGACCAAGUUCCCCAACAUUCCCUGUAAGCGGGCCUUCUCCAGCUUUGUGACCCUGGACGACCGCUUGUACAGCCUGGGCGGCCUGCGGCAGGGUCGGCUCUACCGGCAGCCCAAGUUCCUCCGGACGAUGGACGUGUUCGACAUGGAGCAGGGGGGAUGGCUGAAGAUGGAGCGCUCCUUCUUCCUCAAGAAGCGGCGGGCAGACUUUGUGGCCGGCUCUCUGAGCGGACGGGUCGUAGUGGCUGGAGGACUUGGCAACCAACCCACUGUCCUGGAGACGGCAGAGGCGUUCCACCCAGGGAAGAGCAAGUGGGAGAUCCUCCCCGCCAUGCCCACACCCCGUUGUGCCUGCUCCAGCAUCGUGGUCAAGAACUGCCUCCUGGCCGUGGGAGGCGUCAACCAGGGUCUGAGCGAUGCCGUCGAAGCCCUGUGUGUCUCUGACUCCUAGCCGUCCCUGGGCCCACUGCCUGUGUCCUGGAUCGGAUCACCCACUCUUGACAAGAGGAAUGGUCUCGUCAAAGCAGUUUGGGCCGCUUCCCAGGAUGCCGGCUCCUGUCAGCGGCCAGUGGGGUCAGGCCCUGGGGCCCUGAGUGACCACUCCACCUCCAAACCCUACCCAUCCCCGGAAACUGCAAGGAGUCUGGAUGACUCUGCCGGCCCCGCCCCCUCGCCAGGGCUCAGGUGACCUCUGGGGAGAGUCCUCACUUGCUGCUCAGGCAGAGGGAGGUACAGGAGUGCGGGCCACCUGCCCCCUCUGGGCUUACCCCUCCCCAUCUGCAGGAUGGGAGGUAGGCAGGGCAGUUCUCACCCAGAGGAUAGCUCCUUGUAGCUGGCCUUUCCCCGGCUCUGCACCAGUCUGACGGCCUCUUAGGAUGGAAAAUGGAGAAGGGUUGCAUGGCUACCAAACCCCUCUUCCCUACCUUGGUCUACAUCCCCUCCGCCUUUGGUGGCCAACUGUGGGCCUGCCCUGGACCUCAUCUGCUCAGCAAAAACUGACCCUGGAGCUGGAGAGGCAGACUUGGAAGGGGAGUCGGGUUCACGUGGACUGGUACAGGCCAGCAGCCUUGGCCAGGGAGGACCCAGGCCUCUCGGGGUCCCGAUGGGAAUGUGAUGAUGGGGAAGGAGCAGACUUCCAGCCCAAGGUCUGCUCCCCACUUUUCUCUCUUCAUUUCUCCUUUGGUCACCCCUCCCCACCAGAGGCCCAGCCCUUUGUCACGGACAGCCCAGAGUGUUUCUGCGUGAAACCUUCUCAUUUACACUGUGGCAUCAAAAUCCACGAAGGAUGGACUCAUUGCACUCUGGUUAACAGCAGCAGCACAAUGAUUAAAAUCUAUAUUCCUA
Molecule: messenger RNA, 2537 nt
Organism: Vicugna pacos (alpaca)
Lineage: Eukaryota; Metazoa; Chordata; Mammalia; Artiodactyla; Camelidae
Gene: KLHDC8A
Product: kelch domain containing 8A
Molecular function (GO): protein binding
Source: RefSeq, a predicted model, not a curated record